AUGCUUAGCACACUUUCUUUGAAGUAUUGCCAUCAGAUUCUGUACGAUCCGAAAUUCUCGAUAAGAAAAGAAUUCAAGUUUAAAAAACUACCAAUUAUUGUCAGAAUGUUGAUAAUACAACUAAUGGAUCCAGCUGAACGAUUUGCAUUGAGUCUCACUUCAAAACGGAUGAAAACCGAAGUGAAAUUAAUCAAAAAACAAUAUUAUUACUUUCAAAUAAUUUUUCGCAAUAGAGCUUCGUAUAUACAACUGCGGGGAGUCACAGGUUUCGAAAUAUGCUGUAACUCGCUAGGAUAUAAAAGGGGAUUAGGAGGAUAUCACUGGCUACAUUACAAUAAAGGGACACUAAUUGGAAACACAGAUCUAGCUAUCAACAAAAUGUCCGAUGUUUUUAAUAUGGAUGGUCUCGAAAUGUUGUUCACCAAAGUGACUCCAAGUUUGAUACGUCUCAAAAAGAUAUUCUCCAAUGACACUUUCAAAUCAUCUUGGGACAAAAUCACAGUGCACGAUAUUGUAUUGAAUUCGGAGAUUGUCAAUUUCUUUUUGAAUAUGGCGGAUCGUCGUAAAGAGUUUUAUAUUUUUGAUUGUGACAUGCCACUGGAUUUCAAACAUGAGAAUGCUUUCAAAUUUGGAACCAUUUGUUACUUUGAUGCUCGAUGGGUCACUUUGAGUGACAUGCAGAACAUCAGAGCUGUGGAAAAUGUGUCAUUGUACAGGACUAGACUCACUUCGAAUCAUGUGAGACGCUUCAUUUCCCGUUGGAUUAAUUGUCCAAGAGAUAUGUUCAAAUGGAUGAGAAUCACAGCGAUGGAAAUUAUUCAGUUGGGAGGACUAUUCAACGAAUUGGUUGUGUUGGAGCAUGACAUGAAUCCUCCUAACAUUGGAUACUUCACACUUGCCAAGCCCACUUCGCGACCCUACAAGCUCUUGUUUAUUCACUAUAAAUUAAAUGCUGCGGUACUGUCUGCAUGGAAACCUUAUGAUAAUGCUGACAGAGAUGGAAAUAUCGAGGAAAAAUUCAAAAAGAAUAGCCGCAGAGAUGAAAAUGAAGAAAUGUUCAAAAAUGUUUAUGAGAUCCUGGUACUGCUGGAAAAAAAGAGAACAUUGGAAAAGGAGUUGGAGGAGAUAAAAGAUGUUGCGAAACGGAGAGGAUACAGAGAUCAAAUCCAGGAAUUGGAAAGAAAGAUUCAUGAGUUGGGAGUAUUUUAUCGAGAUGGAAGAGCUACUUUUUGA
Messenger RNA from Caenorhabditis remanei, 1233 nucleotides. RefSeq lists its product as uncharacterized. The record is from RefSeq and is a predicted model, not a curated record. NCBI's taxonomy places the organism in Eukaryota, Metazoa, Nematoda, Chromadorea, Rhabditida, Rhabditidae. The coding region runs from base 1 to 1233 and encodes 410 amino acids. The transcript has 5 exons. Gene Ontology annotation, biological process: embryo development. Gene Ontology annotation, molecular function: protein binding.